GGACCAUUAUCACCAGCUGACUGCGCCCGGCCGGGCAGACGUAACCUAUCCCUCGCAGAGAGAGGUUGUGCCGUCCGCGGAGUGUGCCGUGUCGUGCCGUGCGUUGUUUUUCGCGAGGCGUUCGUGUGCCAGGACUUAUAUAAAAAAACAAAAACAGUGCAGCGAUCAACCCGCCCGCCCCUGCAACGGGACUUACUGGAGCGGGACCGGCGCCGUGGAAGAUGAGCGGCGGGCAGGCGGGCAGCGACUCGCGCGAACGCGCCGCGUGACGCGCCCCUAGCGGAGGAGGAGGAGAGCAGCAGCAGAUGCCCGGCGCGCCCGGCGCCAGCUACGACAUGAGGUGGGAGGGCCGCAGGGGCAGCGCCGUGACGCUCACCUCGUGGGGCGUCGCCGGCAACCUCAGCGGCGGCGGCGGCGUCGACAACGACGGCUUCAGCGUCGGCAAGCCGGAGGACUCCCCCAACGGCGCCGCCAACGGCUUCCGGCCCCCGCACCACGCCAACGGCGUGAGCAACGGCAGCGUGGCUGUGGCUGUGGCGCUGCCCGAGGCGCCCGCCGCCAAGCAGCCGUGGUGCCGGCGCGUCAAGGAGGACGCGCGCGUGCGCUGGGUGGUGGAGCGCGCGCGGCGCGGCUGCACGCGCAAGCUGCUCUACAAGCGGCUGCCCAUCCUCUCGUGGCUGCCGCGCUACUCGCCCUCGGCCGCCGUCAGCGACCUGGUGGCGGGUCUCACCGUCGGCCUCACCGUCAUCCCGCAGGCCAUCGCCUACGCCAACGUCGCCGGCCUGCCGCCCCAGUACGGGCUGUACUCGUCCUUCAUGGCGUGCUUCGUGUACACGCUGCUGGGCAGCUGCAAGGACAGCCCCGUGGGCCCGACGGCCAUCCUGGCGCUGCUGACCCGCGAGAACCUGCACGGGCUGGGACCCGAGUUCGCCGUGCUCAUGUGCUUCCUCAGCGGCUGCGUCGUGACGCUCAUGGGGGUGCUGCAGCUCGGCUUCCUGAUCGACUUCAUCUCGGGCCCCGUGGCGGUGGGCUUCACCUCGGCGGCGGCCAUCAUCAUCGCGACGACGCAGAUCAAGGACCUGCUGGGGCUCAGCUUCCAGGGCAGCAAGUUCCUGGACGUGUGGGAGAAGGUGUUCGAGCACAUCUCCGAGACGCGGCUGUGGGACGCUCUGCUGGGCGUCGUCUGCAUGGUCGUGCUCUUGGUGCUCAGGAAGGCGAAGGACAUCAAUGUGGGGCCCGAGAAUUCGAAGGACCGGACGAUGUUCCAAAAGGCCAUGUGCCAGGGCCUGUGGCUCAUCUCGACGGCGAGGAACAUCAUCGUCGUGGUGGUGUGCGCCAUCAUGGCCUACAUGUUCGCCAUCCACGGCUCCACGCCCUUCGUCCUCACUGGCUUCCUGAAGCCGGGGUUGCCGCCCUUCAAGCCACCGCCCUUCUCGGCCACCGUCGGCAACCACACCUACACCUUCCUGGAGAUGACCUCGAGCAUCGGGUCGGCGCUCUUCGUGGUGCCGCUGCUGGCCAUCCUCGAGAACAUCGCGCUCGCCAAGGUCUUCUCGGACGGGCACCCAAUCGAUGCCACCCAGGAGAUGCUGGCGCUGGGCGCCUGCAACAUCUUCUCGUCGUUCGUGAGCUCGAUGCCCGUGUCCGGCGCGCUGUCCCGGGGCGCCGUCAACCACGCCAGCGGCGUCACCACCACCUUCGGCGGCAUCUACACGGGCGUGGUGGUGCUGGUAUCCCUUCAGUUCUUCACGCCCUACUUCUUCUUCAUUCCGAAGGCGUCCCUGGCGGCCGUCAUCAUAGCCGCCGUGGUCUUCAUGGUGGAGUUCCACGUGGUCAAGCCCAUGUGGAGGACGAAAAAGCUGGACCUGAUCCCGGCCUUCGCCACCUUCAUCUCGUGCCUGUGCAUCCGGCUGGAGCUGGGCAUCGUCAUCGGGAUAGGCAUCAACGUGCUGUUCCUGCUGUACGCCUCGGCGCGCCCCACCGUGCGCGUGGAGAAGGUGACGAGUUCCUCCGGGUGCGAGUACCUGCUGAUCACGCCCGACCGCAGCCUCGUGUUCCCGUCGGUGGAGUACGUGCGCAGCGUGGUGUCCAAGGCGGGCGUCAAGCAGGGCUCCAGCUCCACUCCCGUCGUCAUCGACAGCCGUCACAUCCAGGGCGCCGACUUCACCGCCGCCAAGGGCAUCAAGUCGCUGAUCGAAGACUUCGUGAAGCGGAAACAGCCGCUGCUGUUCUACAACCUGAAGCAGAGCGUGGAGGAGAUAUUCCAGGGGGUGCAGCCGAAGGAGUUCAACUGCUGCCACAACGAGGUGGAGCUGAACGAACUGCUGAAAGUUUGUGGUUACCCAGGUUACACGAACCAGACUGUCCAAACGACGGAACUCGGCCAGCAGACGCCUGAGCAGCCGUGACCAGGACUUCUCCCCUGGAGCGGUCCAGGACAUCCUCGCGCGGAUAAUCCCAGGACAUCCGUGCCUGGAGAGGUCCAGGACAUCCGUGCCUGGAGAAGUCUGGGGCAUCUGUGCCCAUAGAGUUGCAGGAAAUUUGUUCCUGAGGGAUUCUAAGACUUAUGUACCCAUGGGAAGUCCAGAACUUCAUGCCUGGAGAAGUCCAGGACAUCUUUACCGGAGGACGUUUAAGACACAUGUAUCUCUGAGAAGUCCAGGACAUUCUUGCCCGAAGAAGUCUCGGACGUCAGUACCUGGAUAAGUCCAGGACAUUCCGGAGAAGAUCAGGACAUCAGUGCCUGGAGAAUACUGAUAAGUUCAGGACAUAUUUGCCUGGAGAAGUGCGGGACGCCCUUUACCUGGAAUAGUCCUCGUGCCAUGACGGCAACGUGAUCGGCGCUGGGCUCCCCUGAGCUGCUGGCAAGUGCGUGUCUUGCAACUUGCCAGGUCGCCACGGACGCUACCUCGCGCGCGGGAGCCGGUGCACACACGUCUGUGAUAGUUGGAUUUUUAGAUGGUACAAAACAUACAGUUUUUUUUUAAUCAGUGAAGUUAGUUCACGAUGCAGCAUAAGCAGUUAUUGACAUUACGUUCACGGCGUAACUACAAAACUACGGCACAUACUACACGACCGCUUGUUGUUACAAACAAUCUACACUGUCACUUCAGCUUCCUGCUAGUAUUGUGCUGUUGCUGUAGAACUGCUAAAAACUAUCCUUGUAAAUAUUUUGUUCACCUUAACAUUUUUCACUCAGAACAUUAGUGAACCUUUACUUGUAAAAUCUCAAGAUAAUGCUGUGUUAUAUGUAAAGUAAUAAUUUAUGAAGUUUACAGUAUACAGUAUUAUAUUUAUUUUUGUAGGCUGUUGUAAUUUCUAUGUGUCCAAGUGAAAUUUAUGUAGGAUUAGUUAGCAGUGUUCAGUCCAUUUACUUGUUUAUGAUUCUAAAAAAAAAAACUUUUGAAGUGUUUGAUGUUGUGAUAAGAGAACCUCUAUCAUAUGUUUGGAACAGAUUUUAAACAUUGUAUUGUGCCAUUAAUAAAUACGUCAGCACAGGUUCGUGUGAUAAGUUUAUUUGAGAAGAAAAGUAUUAAAAUAAUUUUUAAUGUGAUGCAAAUAUUUCUACCAAUAUGUAACAGAGGUAAAAUAUGUAAUGCUGUGUUAGGCAAGAAAUAUUAUCUUUUUUUAAUUUACUUGUGGAACUGGAUGUUUUCAAGAACGAAGUUCACUUUCGAGUUUCGAUGAACUACACGUGCGACAACUAUCGCCUUAUUCGAACUGUAACAUAAUUUAGGAUCGAGUGGCAGCAACUAUUUCAUAUUAUACAUCAAAUUAUCUACAAGAAAAAUUUAAACAAACCGAAUGCUUUGUAUGCGAAAUGAUUUUGAACCCUUCUGUUCAGUAAUUAAGUAUAUAAGUCGUGAGACUCUAAGGUUGUUCACAUGAGGCACAAGAAUAUUCCAUUAUCAGUUUGCAUUUUUUCCAUUAAAAUAUGCUGUUUAUUUUACUUACAAGUAAUUAUUUUAUUAAUUAAGAACAAAAUGAAUAAAUUCUUUUUAAUGCAUUUUCCACAGCAUUUAUGGUAUCUACUGAGGGUCAAUAAUUACUCGUGAAUACUAGGUACACUCAGCUGAGCUAGAGAACAAACUUAAAUUUCUUAGCUUUGAACAAGUUAAACUUAAUAAUAUACCUAUUGUAUACAACUUAAUUUUUUUUUUUAAUAUACAGACAUUUUUUUUUUCUGACCCCAACCAGUCAGGAUUUAAAAAGAUCUCUGAAAACAGUUAUUCCACGAAUUACAUUAUAAACGAUGGCACUAACUAAUUGCUCAAGAAUAAUGACACGUACAACUUGCUCUAUAAAAAAAACAUUACCGUCUUCUAAACAUUGAUCUACUAAUUAUUUAUUUCCUACAUAACAAUCAUGGGCCUCGCCAUCAUAUUAUUUCUUGUUUCAAAGAUGUUAGUACAUUUCAAAUCCCUUUUUUUUAAAUAGACUUGUUUUCAGAACACUUCAGGAUAAUGUCUGCAAGUUCAUGUGUUAGCUGGAUUCGGAAUUUGUUUAUACAUUUAGAUUCAUUGAAAUAACACAAUAUUUUAUUACAUAUUUAUCAUUUAUUUUCAAAUCAUUUGGAGGCUUAAUCUCUCUCUGCAGUCGUCAUGUUAUCUUAAAGAUAACCAUGCUCCUCAUAGCAAGGACACGUGAAAUUUAUUCAAGCAAUCCACACUGCUGCUCACUUUUAAAACAUGGUCCAUGAGAUAGAUGCACACGACAUAUCAUUCAUCAGUACCUAAAUAAUAUUAAUUCUAGUGUCAAUAUUUAAUGCCUGUUUAUUUUUCUAUCAAAAUUCAAAAUGAACACAAUUGUUAAAUAUUAUUAUUUUUUAAUUUAAUAUGUAGAUAAAAUCGGAAUUUCCUUGACCUUUUUUUUCAUAUUCUUUAUGCAUAUAAAUUGCUUACAUGCGCUCUUUCACUUUUACUUCUGCAUUCCAAUAAAAGCAAAUAGAUAAUUUUGUGUCCAUUUCCUUCAGUUUGAAAGUAACUGUAUUAAAGAAUAGGAAGAUAAUCCUUUGUUUUUCAAAAGGUUAUGUUCAGCAAAAACAGUUCCAGGUAUCAUUUCUACCAGAUAUCUCAUUAUUUUCGUGAAAUGCAUAUUAAAACAUUCAGCUAGUUUGACACUGACUGUGUUGUUGUUAAGUUGUGUGCAUAACUGUCUAAAGUUCCAUACAAUUUUCUAGGCAACUCAAAUGGUCACAUUUAGUUUAAUCUAUUUUUCUUAUCACUAACAGUGUAAUUGAAACAGUUAAACUUAAUUUUCAUGAGCUGACUAUUCAGUCUUAUACAACACGAGAAUCUAAUGUAAAAUAAAAUUUUAUAGCCAGAGUGAACUUUAAAAUUAAGAACUUAUGUUAAAAUCACCAUAUACAAUUAUAUGUUAUAUUUAUGGCGCACGAUUUGAAAAGAGAUAAAUUAAUGUGUUGAUAGAAGUGACAAUAUUUACUCGUAGAUUCUGCUCUUCGUUUUUGUAUAUUGUUUUUUCACUUAGCCUUUGUACAGAGAACUUGAAUUUUAUUCCUCUCCAAAACAGAAAUGCCUAAAAUAGCUGUGUUUGUAAUGUUUUUCCUGCAUGAACUGUUAACUAAAUAUAAAAUACAUAACCAUGAGAAAAGUAGUGUACGUAUUUUUAAUCGUUUACAACAUAUGAUAUCUGCCUUACAAUAAGAGAAGUUGUUGAACGUGGAAAUUGUAUUUUGCUGCAACACUUUUACAGAUGAAAAUUCUCGAAUGUAACAGUGUCAAUAAUUAUUAUUGUGUUAUACGAAAUUAAAAUUAAGCUUAAGUUUUGAAAACUGGUUUACAAAGUUAUGUAAUGCAAUUGUAGAUCUCCAAUCUAACUGUAUUUAAGAGUGACAAUAGGAUGUUUGAGUUUGAAGUAAUUCAUUCUAAGACUCCUAUCCUUCCUCUUUUUUUCAGAUGUAUUCUGUAUACAGCCAUUAGUUCGUUUAUAUGUGAAUCGUGUAGAUAUAUAAAUAAAAUUGUUUAUUUAAAUGUGCAUUCAUUUGAGUUAUUAAUACAGAUGAAUGAAAUGCGACAAGAUGGUAAAAUCGGAAUCUCUUUCAUUUUUUGGGGGACCUACAGGAAUAUUUUAUUUUCAUGUCUAGUUUGCCAACCACAAUAUUUUUAUUUGUGUCAGAGGACUUGUAAAUGACAAACGAACACUAGUAUGUAAAAUUAUGACUACUUUCACCCCUUUGGCUUGUCAUAGCACAGUCUAGGACGAUGCGAAUAACGCCUAUUGGUUAAGAUAAAGGUUAUGCCAUCCAAAUAGGCCUACUAUUGGUACAAGAAAUUUAUUCAACUUUGAUUCAUUAACGUGUUUAGUAACACAUUUAAAUUCCAAUUUGUGUUAUUUAUUCUUUUCCAAGUGUUAUAUUACGAACGUUAUUAAAUUUUUAUGUAAACAUGUUUCUGUGGAAUAAAAUACAUUUUAAAUGUUUCCGUGAGUAAUAAAGCUUUUUUUUUUGUGAUUGUGGUAUGAAAAGGGUGAAUUACUUUGAAAUUUUCAUACCAUUUGUUCGUUUGUUUAUCAAUUAACGUGUUGGAAAUCUUUGGCCGGCUUGUAGGCAAGAUUCAGAUUAAACAAAGGGUAAUAUGUCAAAUCCAGGAUGCAACUGCAAAAAUUAAAAAAUAUAUCACCCCCUCCCCUUCCUCCAGUCAUAUUACAGGAUAUGCUUUUAAACAAAAUGUAAUUGGAUACUCUUAAAGUAAGGCAGUUACAGUAACAAUUUUUUUUUUUUCAAAUAAAGUUAUCAAGAUUAUAUUAUUGAUAUAACUUCAAGAAUUACUUUACAUACAACCACAUUUUAUAAAAAAAAAUGUUCAACCAUGGUUAAAAUUUGCAAGAAUUCGUCGAACGCGAAUGCGAAUGUCAAGACUUAAUCGCAUGCGAAUAUUCGUUACAUAUACCAACACGCAUUUGACGCGUCUCUCGCCGUGAUACUGUGGAAACAGCUCGCAACACGAAUCGGCACACUCGCGGCAGACGAGUUCCCCCUUCGCGGUAGUUUCCAAGUCUCUUAAAAAAAAAAA
This is a messenger RNA of Bacillus rossius redtenbacheri, 7031 nucleotides long. RefSeq names its product sodium-independent sulfate anion transporter-like. NCBI's taxonomy places the organism in Eukaryota, Metazoa, Arthropoda, Insecta, Phasmatodea, Bacillidae. Gene Ontology annotation, molecular function: sulfate transmembrane transporter activity. The record is from RefSeq and is a predicted model, not a curated record. Bases 306 to 2408 code for a protein of 700 amino acids. Gene Ontology annotation, biological process: transmembrane transport. Gene Ontology annotation, cellular component: plasma membrane. The transcript is spliced from 13 exons.